GCGUUUUAUCUAGGACGUGCUUAUCCACUUAUCUUAUAUUUGUUAGCGAUAAAGAUGCCUCACGUAUGUCAUUGAGAAGGCAUGCAAGUUUCAGUCAAUUUCAUCUCGUAUCUCUCUCGAAAAUCUUUGAUUUUUCUAUAAUAGUGCAGUGUAUCUAUGAAUUACUAAUCAAAAAUUGUACAAAAUGGUGGUGAAAAAUUCGACCCCUCAGCUAGAACAGCAAAUACAAUGUAUAAAGUUUACAAUAUUUUGCUUGAACUCCGUAAUGUGGAUUUUCGGAAGCGCAAUGUUCGGCUUAUCUUUAUGGCUAAGGUUUGAACCAGUAUUUGAAGAUUGGAUAAUGUUCUUGGACAUGUAUGAAUUUUACAUCGGUGUUUACGUAUUAAUUGCAACAUCCGUAUUCGUCAUAAUCGUUGCUUUCGUAGGCUGUGGCGCAGCUUUGAUGGAAUACGUCUUGGGUCUCUUCGUCCACGUGGGCCUUCAACUAUUUUGUUUUAUAUGCGGUUUAGCAGGUGCAGCUGUUAUUCUUGAUUAUUCAACUUACGAUAGCCAAAUCCAGCCUAUUAUACGAAGAUCUAUGAGUAAUCUUAUCAGUAAUUCUCAACACGAUAGAGCAUCUGGUAUUCUUAAAUUGAUUCAAGAAAAUGUCGGAUGUUGUGGUGCUGACGGUCCAAUGGAUUAUGUAAACAUGUUAAAACCUUUGCCAACCGAAUGUCGUGACACGGUUACCGGAAAUGCCUUCUUUCAUGGAUGUGUUGAAGAAAUCUCUUGGUUUUUGGAAGCAAGAUCAGGAUGGCUCGCUGGUUUGGCCCUCUCUUUGUGCAUGUUACACGUAGUAUUGGCGGUACUCACUUUAACGCUUAUUCGUGCUAUUAAAAAAGAAGAAUCAGCCACAUACAAACAUUAAUUACAUUAAUAAUCAUGAAAUAUCACGCGAACGUUAACUUACAAUUUUUUUCUUGAUAAAUAUAUUUUAUACAAUCGAAAUUUUUUUUUUUUUUUUUUUUUUUUUUUUUUAUAUAUAUAUAGUCGAAAAACAGUCGAUAGGAGAUAGUGUACUUUCUAUUGAUGUAAGUCUCUUAUAUAAAAAUUUGAUACAGACACUGUAUAUGGAAUUUAAUGCGCGAGAAAGAUGAAGAAAGAAAGUUCUGAAAGUAUUCCAUUUCAUUGCAUUUAUAUAUCUUAGAGUAAUAUAUCUGAAAUAUAUUUUAAUUAAUACUAUAUAAAUUAUUAUAUCUUCAUAAAUUGUUAACUAAAACUAAUUUUGUCAUGUGUUACUCUAUACGAAAGUUCAUUAAUCGAUGAAAAUUUCAUACAUAGUACUUAUAUAAUGCAAUUGGUCCAAUUAUUGAUAAAUAAAAUCGUUCAGGCAAGAUGCGCUUCAAUAUGGAUCCAACAUAUAAGAAAAGUAAAAGGGCCGUCGUUCGUUAAACUGUCAUGCAUUAUUUAUUUCAUAUGUUUUUUGAUUGACUGUAUUAUUAAGUAUUAUAUAUCUAUUAUUUUAUGGCCAAAUAAUACCGUAAAUGUGUAUGAUGCUUCAGAGUAAAAACGGUUUACUCACUGUAUAAUACAAUAUAUUAUAUGUUUAGUAGAUUUUUUAACACGGACUGUUUUUCUUUCUUUCUUUCUUUUUUUUUUGUUUCGCCUAUAAAGGUCUCAUACGCUUAUUAUAUUUGCAUAAAAUGUUAGGUAUUCAUUAAACGCAGUUUUAAUAAAUGAUUUACACGUACAACGAUUUACAUAGACUAUAAUUAGGUUAAGCGUCAGUACCAAAAGCGAUUUAAUACGUUUUUUGCAAAGUUUAUUUAUCCCUAAGAGAUAUACAAAAGAAACAUAUUUUUUGUUUGUUUUGUGUUUUGUUUUAAUUAUAAUUCCUUUGUAAUAACACAAGAAAUUCUGUCAUGAUUUUCAA
This is a messenger RNA of Vespula pensylvanica (western yellowjacket), 1912 nucleotides long. It is a transcript of the gene Tsp2A, whose product is annotated as tetraspanin-2A. The coding region runs from base 185 to 907 and encodes 240 amino acids. Gene Ontology annotation, cellular component: membrane. The record is from RefSeq and is a predicted model, not a curated record. NCBI's taxonomy places the organism in Eukaryota, Metazoa, Arthropoda, Insecta, Hymenoptera, Vespidae. The transcript is spliced from 5 exons.